UCUUUCAACGAGAUCGCCAUGCAGGAGUGCAGCACCGAGCUGUGCCUGUCCGUCUACGUCAUCACCUUCGUGCUGGGCUUCCCGGCCAACGUGCUGGCCUUCUACACCUUCUGCAUGAAGGUCAGGCAGAAGGCCACGCCCAUCGACAUCCUGCUACUCAACCUGACCAUCUCAGACCUCCUCUUCCUGCUCUUCCUGCCCUUCAAGAUGCAGGAAGCGAUGAACAACAUGCUGUGGGACAUGCCCUACCCUUUGUGCCCGCUGUCGGGCUUCAUCUUCUACAUGACCAUCUACAACAGCACCUUCUUCCUCACCGCCGUCAGCGUGGAGCGCUACCUGGGCGUGGCCUUCCCCAUCCAGCACAGCCUGAAGCGCCGGCCGCUCUACGCCGUGGCCGCCAGCAUCUUCUUCUGGAUCUUCUCCUUCAGCCACCUCAGCAUCGUCUUUAUCAUGCCCAUCAUCGGCACCAUGGAAGAGCCUGUGAACGCCACCGCGGGACCCAACGUCUCCAAGGUGUGCUACGAUAACUUCAGCGCCGCUCAGCUGGAGGUGCUCCUGCCCGUGCGCCUGGAGCUCUGCUUGGUGCUCUUCUGCAUCCCCUUCCUCAUCUGCAGCUUCUGCUACAUCAACUUCAUCCGCAUCCUGUCCAGGCUGCAGCACAUCGACAGGCGGCGCCGCCUGCGGGCCAUCGGCAUGGCGCUGGGGACGCUGCUGGUGUUCGCCGUGUGCUUCGGCCCCUACAACGUGUCCCACGUGGUGGGCAUCAUCACGUGGGAGAACCCCAAGUGGCGAGACAAGGCCCUGCUGUGCAGCACCUUCAACGCCUGCCUGGACCCCCUCAUCUUCUACUUCUCGUCCUCGGCAGUGCGAGGCACCGUGGGCGGUGUGAUGCAGGGGGUGAAGGGGCGCCUGAGCGGGUGCCUGUCCUGGGGGGGACGGAUGAAGCCGCCUGACAAAGAUAAGGAGAGCAAACAGGAGCAGAUCAAUGCGCUCUAA
This is a messenger RNA of Dunckerocampus dactyliophorus (ringed pipefish), 996 nucleotides long. Its product is annotated as free fatty acid receptor 2. NCBI's taxonomy places the organism in Eukaryota, Metazoa, Chordata, Actinopteri, Syngnathiformes, Syngnathidae. Gene Ontology annotation, molecular function: G protein-coupled receptor activity. The record is from RefSeq and is a predicted model, not a curated record. The transcript has a single exon. Gene Ontology annotation, biological process: cellular response to fatty acid; G protein-coupled receptor signaling pathway. The coding region runs from base 19 to 996 and encodes 325 amino acids. Gene Ontology annotation, cellular component: plasma membrane.